This is a messenger RNA of Rhizophagus irregularis DAOM 181602=DAOM 197198, 972 nucleotides long. The record is from RefSeq and is a predicted model, not a curated record. NCBI's taxonomy places the organism in Eukaryota, Fungi, Glomeromycota, Glomeromycetes, Glomerales, Glomeraceae.
UAUGAGAAUUUUCCAGUUGUUUUAAAAUGUUUAUAUAAUUCUAAAGAAAUUACAUCCGAUUUUUUAAGAGAAAUUGAAACACAUAUGAUUCUUUCAAAAUAUAUGGAUAUUAUAUCACUGUGUUUUGGCAUUACUAAAGAUCCAAAAUCUGGAAAUUUUAUGAUAGUAAUGGGAUAUGCAAAAGAUGGUAGUUUAAGACAACAUUUGAAUAAUAGUUUUAAUUCAACAAAAUGGAAUGGAAAGUUGAAUAUUUUACAAAAAAUUGCACAAGGCCUUGAUAGUAUUCAUCAAAAAGGGUUAAUUCAUCGUGAUUUUCAUUGUGGUAAUAUAUUAAAAGAUAGCAAUUUUAUUCUUAUUACUGACUUAGGAUUAUGUCGACCAGCAAAUGUAAAAUCAUCUCAAAAUGAAUGUAAAGAACUAUAUGGAGUAUUGCCCUAUGUAGCACCAGAAGUUUUAAGAGGAAAAGGAUACACUCAAGAAAGCGAUAUUUACGGAUUUGGGAUUGUUGCAUAUGAAGUCUGUACAGGGUUUCCUCCUUAUCAUGAUAUUAUUCAUGACGAAGUCUUAGCUAUUAGCAUUUGUAAUGGACUUAGGCCAAAAUCAAAUUACAAAAUUCCCCAAUUAAUUUUAAACAUAAUUGAACAAUGUUGGGAUGCUGAUCCUUUAAAACGACCUAAAGCAAAUGAAUUACAAAAUUUAUUAAGCAAUUUAUGGACGGAAUCAUAUUAUAAAAAUCAAAUCACAAAGCAAAUUGAAGAGCAAAUUGAAGAAGCAGAUAAAAUUAAUAAGAAGUUAACUUCUUCUUCAUUAUUAUAUGAUACUGGACCUACUCUUUCAUAUACUACAAAUCCUAAAGCAGUUUACACAAGUAGACUUUUAGAUUAUAAAAAUCUUCCAGAACCAAAAAAUGGAGAGUAUUCAGAAUCACUAGAAGCAAUAGAUUUUACUAAACUAGACGAUAAAAGCAGCUGA